Messenger RNA from Dovyalis caffra, 240 nucleotides. The record is from the annotation of a GenBank genome assembly. Lineage: Eukaryota; Viridiplantae; Streptophyta; Magnoliopsida; Malpighiales; Salicaceae.
AUGGAAACAAUUAAGGAAGGGAUUAAGCAUUGGACUUUAGGGCCUUUCCAUCCAGUGACAAUAACUGAGAGAUCAAAAGGCUCAAAAAAGAAGCAUUUUUGCUUGGAGUGGCUGGAUAAACAAGCAAGAAACUCAUGGUUUAGCAAUCAAAAUAGUGAACAUGUGAAUAAAACGAUAAAUGGAGCUUCCGGGGUAAUGAGUGAAAUGGAGAAAAGUGGAACACGAAUUUCAGAUGAGUAG